This is a messenger RNA of Oryza brachyantha (malo sina), 4124 nucleotides long. Its product is annotated as putative disease resistance protein RGA3. Lineage: Eukaryota; Viridiplantae; Streptophyta; Magnoliopsida; Poales; Poaceae. Gene Ontology annotation, biological process: defense response to other organism. Gene Ontology annotation, molecular function: ADP binding. The transcript is spliced from 3 exons. The coding region runs from base 1 to 4053 and encodes 1350 amino acids. The record is from RefSeq and is a predicted model, not a curated record.
AUGCCCUUCCGCAACGUCAUCUCGUGGAACUCCAUCGUCGCCAGCUGCCUCGUGCACGACAACCUCAGCGCUGCCUCCGUCUACUUCGCAUGCACCCCACGCCACAACGUCGCCUCAUGGAAUGCCAUGCUCGUUGUCCACCCCUCUUCGCUUCAGCCUGCCAUGGAUUCAGGGAUUGUUGUGAGCACCAUUGGGAUAUUCAUGCAAGUAAUUUUCGACAAGUACCUAAGCUCCAAGUUAGAGCAGUGGGCAGGUCGUGCAAACUUAGGAGGUGAAUUUCAGAACCUCUACCAUCAGCUUGACAUGGCAAAGGCCAUACUUGCUAGCCUGAAAGGCAGCCCUGUCAUGGAGGAGGGCAUCUGGCAGCUUGUUCGAGAUUUGAAAUCUUCGGCUUAUGAUGCAGAGGACGUGCUUGAUGAGUUAGACUACUUUCGCCUUAUUGAAAUUGUGGACGGCAGAAGUGAAGACAAGUUUUCUGCCAGCAUGGCCUUAUCAUCUCCUUCAGCUCUUCGGAAAGCUUUUCAUCUCUCAGGUGCAUCCCUGCUCCCUCCAUUCAAAAAAGCCAGACCGACCUUUGACCCUGUGUCAUGUGACUGGUAUUCAGUCUCUUGCAAGAUGAAAUCCGUUUCUGAUCGCCUACAAAGAGCUACUGCCCAUAUUGAGCGAGUUGCUCAUUUCAAAAAGUUGGUGACUGAUGAUAUGCAGCAACCAAAGUUUACAAACUCAAGACAAACCAGUUCACUCUUGACUGAACCAGAGGUGUAUGGCAGAGACGAGGAGAAGAGCACCAUUGUAAAGAUGCUCAUGGAAACAGAGUUUUCAAAUAUUCAAAAUAGGUACAAGAGCUUCUUGGUGCUCCCAGUUGUAGGUAUUGGUGGUGUGGGCAAGACAACUCUUGUGCAGUAUGUGUAUAAUGAUCCAGCUAUCAUCACUUGUUUUAAGGUAAGGGCAUGGGCAUGUGUGUCUGGCUUUCUUGAUGUCAAACAGGUUACCAUAGACAUACUUCAAUCAAUAGAUGAAGAGGGUCAUCACCCGUUUAUCAGCUCACUCAGUCUAAACAACAUUCAGACCAUGCUGGUUAAGAAGCUCGAGGGGAGGAAGUUCCUAAUUGUUCUUGACGAUGUGUGGUCCUGUAGUAACUGGGAACUGAUGUGUGCCCCCUUAUCAUCUGGGAUACCAGGGAGCAAAAUCAUAAUUACAACUCGGCAUCACAGUAUAGCUAACAGUGUCGGCACAAUUUCUUCAGUCACUCUUAGAGGGUUACAAGACAGUCCUUUCUGGUCUUUCUUCAGACAGAAUGCAUUUGGCGAUGCAAGUAUGGUUGAUCAUAAUCUAAAUUUGAUCGGCAGGAAAAUAGCAAACAAGCUGAAUGGUAUACCUUUGGCUGCAAAGACUAUUGGAAAGUUGUUGCACAAGGAACUUACUACAGAGCACUGGAUGAGUAUAUUAGACAGCAACUUAUGGGAGCUGAGACAAGGACCUGAAGAUAUCAUGCCAGUCCUUCUCUUGAGCUACCAACACCUGCCUGCAAACAUCCAACGUUGCUUUGUAUUCUGCUCAGCAUUCCCCAAGGAUUACUCUUUCUGUGAGGAGGAGCUGAUAUUUUCCUGGAUGGCACAUGGCUAUAUUCAGUGCAUGAGGAAAGACAAAACUUUGGAGGAUACAGCACGAGAAUACCUAUACGAAUUGGCAUCUGCUUCAUUCUUCCAAUUUUCAACAACUGACAACCUUUACAGAAUGCAUGGGUUAUUGCAUGACCUUGCAAGUUCCUUAGCUAAAGAUGAGUGUUUCACUUCCAGUGACAGUUUUCCUGAAGGUAUCAUAGAUGUCGUUCGCCAUUUGUAUUUCCUUUCCCCAGACCAUGCUAAAUUUUUUUUCCGUAAAUUCUCGCUGAUCGAACAUGGGUCACCGAGCAAUGAAAGUAUACCUGGGAGAUCACCUGGUCACUCUCUGGAGUUGAAUAAUCUAAGGACCAUAUGGUUUAGGGAUUCAACAAUUUCAUUGUCUGAUGCAUGUGAUGAUGGAUUUUGGAAAAUGUCUAUCAACUACAAAAGAAUCAUUAAUCUCCGCAUGCUAUGCUUAAAUCAUAUAAACUGUGAAGCCCUUCCAGUAACAAUUGGGGACUUGAUUCAUUUGCGGUACUUGGAUCUCAGGUUCUCAGACAUUGCUGAGUUGCCAGAAUCAGUACGCAAGCUUUACCAUUUGCAAGUACUGGAUGUAAGAUGUUGCAAGAACCUUCUUAAAUUGCCAACAGGUAUUAACAAUCUCAUUAGCAUUCGGCAUCUGUUAGUUGAUGCUUCAAGCAAGUCGCUUGCUGGUUAUGCUGGUAUUUCUUACAUUGGAAAGCUGACCAGCCUGCAGGAGUUGGAUCAUUUUAAUGUUAGAAAAGGCAGUGGGUUUAACAUUGCGCAGCUAAAAGAGUUAAGGGAUAUGGGGCAAUCACUUUCCAUUGGGUAUCUUGAGAAUGUUGGAAGCAGGGAAGAAGCUAGUAAUUCAGGGCUGAGAGAAAAAUACCGCCUUGUUGAGCUGAACUUACUUUGGAAUAACAACUUGAAAAAUGGAACCAGUGAUGCAGAAAUAAGUAUUCUUGAGGGUCUUCAACCACAUCAAAAUCUCAGACAUCUCAGGAUAACGAAUUAUAGAGGCUCUGCAUCACCAACAUGGCUAGCUAAUGAUCUGCAUACCAAAUACUUGGAGUCCCUUUACCUACACGAUUGCUUAGGAUGGGAGGUUCUUCCUCCUCUUGGGCAGCUUCCUUAUCUAAAGAGACUUCAUUUCACUGGUAUGGGUGCCAUCCUAUGUAUUGGUCCUGAACUCUAUGGAAGUAACUCUUUGAUGGGUUUCCCUUGUUUAGAAGAGUUGCAUUUUGAAAACAUGCUAGAGUGGCGAUCAUGGUGUGGGGUUGAGAAAGCAUGUUUUUUUCCUAAAUUGCUGACACUGACCAUCAAAGGCUGCCCCAACUUGCAGGUUCUACCUGUUCAGCAAUGGUCUGACCAAGUCAACUACAAAUGGUUCCCUUGCCUUGCUAUGCUUAAUAUGCAAAACUGUCCUAACAUUGAUCAAUUGCCUCCACUUCCACAUGUUUCAACAUUGUCAAGGAUAAGUUUGAAAAAUGCAGGGAUAAUCUCUCUCAUGGAAUUGAACGAUGAAGAACUCGUAAUUUCUGGCAUCUCUGAUUUGAUGCUGGAAAGACGAUUCUUUCUGCCAUUUCAUAACUUGAGGGGCCUCAAGAGUUUCAGCAUAACAAGUUGUGAUAAUUUCAUUGUACAGCCAUUGAAAGUCCAGGGAAAGCAUGGUAUUUCUGAGGUAUCAACGACAAUGCAUGAUGCUGGAUGCUCACUGUCAAACAUUGGUGAGCUCAAAAUAUGUGGUUCUGGGAUAUCUGAGGAUGUACUACAUGAAAUUUUAUCAAAUACUGGGAUUCUUGACUGCUUGUCGAUAAAGGACUGCCCCCAGGUUACUUCUCUUGAGCUGAACCCAAUGGUAAGACUGGAUUAUCUGAUUAUAGAAGACUGCCGAGCGCUCACAGCACUGAAAUGUAUGAAAACUCUCAUCCAUGUAAGCGAACUGACUGUGCUAAGAAGUCCUAAAUUCAUCGAGGGGUGGAAAAAUCUCGUCGAAGAGGCAGAGAGAUCACAUCUGGGAAUUACUGCCUCACUGACAAGACUGCAUAUUGACGACUUAUCAUUCCUUACCAUGCCAAUUUGUAGGACACUUGUUUAUCUUCAAUACUUGAUGAUUGACACAGAUCAGCAAACCAUAUGCCUAACCUCAGAGCAGGAGCAAGCAUUUGGUACACUGACUUCAUUGAAAUCACUUGUGUUCAGUGAAUGCUCAUGCCUCCGCUCAUUGCCUGCAAGGCUGCAUCAGAUUCCCUUCCUGAAGAGCCUGCAUUUAUCGUCGUGUGAGAGCAUCGACUCCCUGCCGCACCUGGGACUGCCAGGAUCACUGGAAAGAUUGUUCAUCGUUGGAUGUGACCUGCUGAGAGAGAAGUGCGUAGAAGGUGGGACUGACCAACACAAAAUCGCACAUGUCACGGAAAUAAUUUUAUAGCAGCGAAUUCUCCGAUGAUCUUAAGGUUACAAAUAAUGUACUACCUCCAUAUUUUUUAUUUACGUGAUUGA